Molecule: messenger RNA, 772 nt
Organism: Caenorhabditis angaria
Lineage: Eukaryota; Metazoa; Nematoda; Chromadorea; Rhabditida; Rhabditidae
Source: the annotation of a GenBank genome assembly
AUGGAUUGUUAUGGAAAUUAUCAAAACGAACCAUUGAAAAAGAUAAGGAAAUUGGAAAAUGUAAGUUAUUGGAACUGGAUUUCUGUGGAAAUCAAUCCUUUUCAGGCCAAACCAAUCGUUCUCAAUGUUGAAAAUGAGGCGCCAAUUAGUCCAAUGAGAAAAAAUGAUGAUGAUUUUGAAUAUGUCGGAGAAGAAAAAGAUGUUGAUGAAUGGAAAAGAAAAAAAGAUUGUGAAUGUGUUGUGAAUCGUAUGAUAGAUGAAGUAAUCAGAAAUGAAGAGAUGAGAAGAGAAAGAUAUAAAUGAAUGGUCAUGAUGGAGAACUCUCAGCUUGCAACGCCAAAAUCAAGCAAGAAGAUUAUCGCUGAACAAAGAAUGUUGAAGAUAAAAGAACGACUUGAUUUGAUUAGAAAUUCGAAUUAUGAACUCCAAAUUUGUUCGGUAAGGAAGAAUAAUUGGAAGAAAAAAUUUCAAUUAUUUUUUUUCAGAUCAACACAGAUGAAUUGAAAUUAUUGGAUGAACCGAAUGAAAAAAGAGUUGAAUAUUUUUCGAAACGUAUCAAAACAGAGAAUUUCUCCAAUGUUGCCGACCCAAUCAUUGUUAAAAAAGACGGGUUUGUUGAACUUUGUAUUUUCAUUCACGAAUCACAAUAUUUUUCAGUGAUCAAUAUUUAGUUAUAAGUGGAAAAAUCGAGCGAAAGCUUAUUGCAAUUGCGGCUCGAAAACAGUGAGUAUUUUCAAUGUCAAAAUUUUUCGAAAGUCCCAUUUUCAGAUAA